Messenger RNA from Dendronephthya gigantea, 1608 nucleotides. RefSeq lists its product as uncharacterized. NCBI's taxonomy places the organism in Eukaryota, Metazoa, Cnidaria, Anthozoa, Malacalcyonacea, Nephtheidae. Gene Ontology annotation, molecular function: protein binding. The record is from RefSeq and is a predicted model, not a curated record. The transcript has 7 exons. The coding region runs from base 1 to 1608 and encodes 535 amino acids.
AUGAUUUCUAUAUCUUCUAUUGUUCUACGGUCAUGGGAAUUCAGGAGUACAAACGUUACCACUCCGGUGAUGCUUGCUAGUAUCACUCGUGAUGGUAGCCCUACGAUAUUCGUCAGCUUUCCUGUGAUUGCAGUAGAAAAACCAUCAACAUUAAUUUUACAGAAUGUUGAUCACCGUUAUGAUGGAAAAUACAGAUUCACUGUUUCAGCAUUUACAGCUCAUUCUUCCUCUGAAGUUGUCGUCUUCGUUGCAGAGAAGCCAACCGUGACAUUGAAUUGUUCCAGUCCAGUCACGCUAAAUGAAGGUGAAAACUUUGCGUGUCUAUGCAGAGGUGAAGGUGGAAAUCCUCCUGCUAAUGUUACCUGGUUUAAAAAUGGAGUCAAAAUUACUGAUGUUGGAAUAGAAAGACAAACAUUGAAACUCUCAAAUAUUAGUAGAACAGACAAUGGAACAUACAAAUGUAAAGCCACAAGCUACCCCCAUCAAAAUUAUACAGACGAAAAAUCAUACCAAGUAAUAGUUUACGGUCCUCAAGAAACAGAUGUACCAAUUGACUCUCCUUGUCGGCCAUUUUACAACAAAACUAAUCUGCCUCAAGACAGCAUUGAGAUGGCACAUUAUCAAAUGCAUCCAUUCUAUCCCUUAGUGUACACCUACUGUUCUGUGAAUCUUUUACCAUUAAUUUGUUCCAUUUAUCUUCCUGUGUUGGAUAACGUUUCCAGCAAGAUUCUACCACCGUGUUGGGAUUUGUGUGAUCAGGUCUCGAUGGAUUGCAGUUAUGCAAUUAGGAAAUUGAAAUUCCCAAUUUCGACUUUAUUACAACGAUGUUCGUCCAAGUCCGCUCCAGGCAAUGCCACAAGUACAAAGUGUUUCCGGCCAACAGCUGCGCCUACGCAAAUAGAAUCUGAUCAAUCAUGUUGCUUUACUGUGAAACCGCAUCCAUUUUGCAUCCCAUUCUUCGGUCAAUCCUCGCUCAAUAGCAGUCAACAAGAUGAAGUUAUUUUCAGCUUGAGCACGUAUCUUCCACUAUUUCACGCCCUGGAAUCACUAAACCAGCAAUUCUGUGUAGCAAAGUUAUCAGAAUAUCUUUGCCUGAAAAAAUUCCAAUAUUGUGAUAUGCGCUUUGAAGAGGAAAGUGGUGGAUGUUCGCCAGGUAUUUUCAAAGUACCCAGUGAACUUUGUUCGUACAUCACAGACGCUUCGUCACCUUGUUCUUUGAGUCGUAUCAACACCACUCUUCAAAACGCUGGGUAUAAUAUUCCAAUAAUAAUGUCAGAUUUUCACUGCUCGACAUUACAAUCAUCCAUUCAUGUUGAAGAACAUUCGUCAAAUAUUCCACUCUUACCACAAAUAUCAAGCACAGUGGCAUUACCAUUUCGUUCAUCUGCAUUUUACCCUAGUCGAGUUUCAAGAUCAAUUAAAUCUGAAGCAUCAGGAAAUGUGGUUACUACAUCCGUGUUAAAUUCAACAGUUUCACCUGGCGAUAUCUCUGCCACACUUUCCGCAAGGCCAAGUAGUCAACAUAUUGAGAUCGGUACAACAAACAGGCCUUGGUUACCGCAAACAACAAAGUCCCAAAUCACAGAGGUCUUCGUAUUCCACGGUUAA